AUGGGUGUUUGUGGAUCCAAGGAAGGAGACUCCUCUCCGCCAAAAGCCCCCGCAUCCAAUGGGGCAGUGAACACCGUUGAGAAACAACAAUCCACUCAGAACAAAAGCAAACCAAAGCAGGAAGUCAAAAUGCUGUUGCUAGGGUCUGGAGAGUCCGGUAAGAGCACUGUUCUCAAACAAAUCAAAAUUCUCCACCAGGACGGGUUUUCCAAGCGCGAACUCUACGAUUUCAAGCCGUUUGUAUUCAAGAACAUAAUCGAAUGUGCGCAAUCGCUGGUCCGGGCCAUCAAACAGUUCAAUGCCGAGUCCGAACUAAAAACGCUCACGCCUCAGCAGCUAGACGCCAUUGAUGCCUACGAGACCGCCAUGGACGACACCACGGAGCAGUUCAAUGUCGAAGUGGCGGGCCUUAUCAAGAAGCUUAUCAGAGAACCGGUCGUCAACAAGCUGCUGGAAGAGAAACGCAACGAAUUCUACAUUCUGGACUCCGCUCAGUAUUUCUUUGACAACAUCGACCGCAUUUUUGCCGAAAACUAUCUUCCAACCGUGGAGGAUGUGCUCAGGACUAGGAAACAGACCUCCGGAAUAUACGACACCAAGUUCCAGCUGGAAGACAUCAACAUUCAUCUAUACGACGUGGGUGGACAGAGGUCAGAAAGGAAGAAGUGGAUCCACUGUUUCGACAACGUCACUGUGAUCAUGUUUUGCGUUGCGCUUUCUGAAUACGAUCAGGUCCUGCUGGAGUCGAGCAGCCAGAAUAGACUGGAGGAGUCUCUAAAUCUAUUUGACUCUGUGGUCAACUCAAUGUGGUUCCGGCGCACAUCUAUCGUUCUGUGCCUGAACAAAAUUGAUGUCUUCAUCGAGAAACUGCCUCGCUCGCCGCUCGAGAACUACUUCCCCGACUACGUCGGUGGAAACGAUGUGAACAAGGCUGUCAAGUACAUUCUCUGGCGGUUCCGUCAGCUCAACCGUUCCAACGUGAACAUCAUGCCGUACGUUACGCAGGCAACUGACACCAAUAACAUGAAGCUGGCUUUCGCAGUGGUGAAGGAAACAAUUAUCCACAAUGCCUUGAUGGACAGUGGGAUACUGCAGGCGUGA
Molecule: messenger RNA, 1101 nt
Organism: Ogataea angusta
Lineage: Eukaryota; Fungi; Ascomycota; Pichiomycetes; Pichiales; Pichiaceae
Exons: 1
Coding region: 1-1101 (366 amino acids)
Biological process (GO): adenylate cyclase-activating G protein-coupled receptor signaling pathway
Cellular component (GO): heterotrimeric G-protein complex
Molecular function (GO): G protein-coupled receptor binding; GTP binding; G-protein beta/gamma-subunit complex binding
Source: RefSeq, a predicted model, not a curated record